Molecule: messenger RNA, 2589 nt
Organism: Emys orbicularis (European pond turtle)
Lineage: Eukaryota; Metazoa; Chordata; Testudines; Emydidae
Gene: PISD
Product: phosphatidylserine decarboxylase
Exons: 9
Coding region: 1-1344 (447 amino acids)
Biological process (GO): phosphatidylethanolamine biosynthetic process
Cellular component (GO): mitochondrion
Molecular function (GO): phosphatidylserine decarboxylase activity
Source: RefSeq, a predicted model, not a curated record
AUGGCGACGGCCAUGGAGCGAAUGUGCGGGGCUGCGCUGCGGAGGAGCAGUGUGCUGACUGACUGUAGUUUCUCCUGGCACAAGAACCUCUCUCUGAGGAAGAAUCUGGUCAUCUGGAAACAGCCAUCUUUCAGAACCCUUUUCACUGGUGUCACCAUAUUACAGAGUGAGCCUCUUAGCACCAUCCAAGAUGUGUUGUUUCUGGUGAUUUUAUUAAAUUCAGUGAGACUACUGACUCUACUCCUAUUUAUCAAAACAGACAGGAGAAAGCUUCACGCCACACUGGUAGUGCGAACAUUCCGACUGCGCCCCUUCCACUUUCUGUUGGCCACAGGUGGGGGAUAUGCAGGAUACAGACAAUAUGAAAAGUACAAGGAGGAGCAGCUGGAGAAAAUGGGCAUUGAGAUACCAAUCAAGCUUGCAAGCGAAUGGGAGGUUUCUCUGUACAAAUCGGUACCAACACGACUGCUUUCACGAGCCUGGGGUCGAUUGAACCAGGUCGAGCUGCCCACCUGGCUCCGGAAGCCUGUCUACAGCCUGUAUAUCUGGACAUUUGGAGUGAACAUGAAGGAAGCAGCUGUCGAAGAUCUUCAUCACUAUAGAAACCUCAGCGAGUUCUUCCGCAGGAAGCUGAAGCCCCAGUCCCGGCCAGUCUGCUGCUAUCACAGUGUGAUCAGUCCCUCAGAUGGAAAGAUUCUGAACUUUGGACAAGUGAAAAACUGCGAAGUGGAACAGGUGAAGGGUGUCACCUACUCGCUGGAGUCCUUCCUGGGGCCGUGCACCAGCACAGAAGACAUGCAGUUUAGCCAAACCUCAUCCUGCAGCUCAUUGCAGAACCAGCUAGUCACAAAGGAGGGGAACGAGCUCUAUCACUGUGUCAUCUACCUGGCGCCUGGGGACUAUCACUGCUUCCACUCACCCACCGACUGGAGAGUGUCGCACAGACGCCACUUCCCAGGCUCCCUGAUGUCUGUGAAUCCUGGUGUUGCCCGCUGGAUCAAGGAACUCUUCUGCCAUAAUGAGCGAGUUGUACUUAGUGGUGAUUGGAAACAUGGCUUUUUCUCCCUAACAGCGGUAGGAGCCACAAAUGUUGGCUCCAUCCGCAUCUACUUCGACCGGGAUUUGCGUACUAACAGCCCCUGUUACUCCAAAGGCUCUUACAAUGACUUCCGCUUCAUAACAAACAAUAACAAGGAGGGCAUCCCCAUGAGGAAAGGAGAACAUUUAGGGGAGUUUAACCUGGGCUCGACCAUCGUUCUGAUCUUCGAGGCACCCAAGGACUUCAACUUCCAUCUCAAACCUGGACAGAAAAUCCGCUUUGGAGAGGCUCUGGGGUCCCUUUAGAAACUACAAGAGGAUUUUAUAUACAAAGGAACUCACACUUCCAAGAAAAAUGGUUCAGUAAUGGAAAAUAUCACUCAGCAGGACCUGGGUGAGGAAAAUAUUCAACAACACUACUGUGUAAAACUGGGGUAGGAGUAUGUGCCCUAUAUCACAUACCCAUGCUGAGAGCAGUAAAAUAAUCAGAUGAUCCAUAUACAUAUCAGGUACAGAUGCCUUUAAGAAUGUUGACCAGGGUGGUUUCUAUCCUAUCCUGUGCCUACAGUCUUUCGCACUCUCCCCUUCAAUGUGUUGCAAACUAGUUACAUUCAUACAGAGCCUGUAGGUCCCUAUCGGGGAGGGGUGAAGGCAGAGAGAUUAGCUACCUUUAAAGGGACACUGAUAGGUUGACCUAGACCCAAGGUUUCAGUUGUGUAAAAUGUGGUUUUCAAACUUGCAGUCCUCAGAAGUGUCUAAUGCAAACAUGACAUCAAAGUAUAGAAGCCAAAUUGCCUAGUCUUACUUUCAUUGUCCAACCUAGGUGAAAUGCACAAUGUAAAUUAAUGACAUCAGUGCUGAAACCAGUAAAUUAGACUCAAAUUCUGUUUAAUAACAUACUGGUAACAGGUAUGGAAACUAAUUUUUAAAUGCCUUUUAACCUGUUAUUGUCCCUUUAAAACUGGACUUUGCACUGUAUUUUAAACCUGAAAACACUGUGUCUACAUUCCAUGUGGUUGAACUUGUCAUCUUUUUGAAAAAAGUGUAUUUUUUUAGCUUGCAGCAGUCAGACUGUUGCAUAUUCUUCUCCCAAUCCAUAGUUUUAUUUUUGCCAUUCCAGGCCUUAAGGAUUUUUUGUUUGAGUGGUAAUUACUCUCCUCAGUCACCCAAAAACUGUUGAGAGAUUAAUCUUGUGACAUAAAACAGUAACAAGUGGUUAAGGAGUCUGCUCCCUUCUCAUUGCAUAGGGGAGUUUCCAUCAAUACAGAACUCCUUCUCCAUUGCAGUGGGGAUGCAGCCAAAGUAUGUUUCCCCUUCUGCUGUACAGAUGCUGCUGCUUAUUGUGUUGUGUCAUAACCUUCAGCGGCUGACAUUGAGGUCUUGAUGUGGGAAUUUCUCCCUGUACAAAACAAUUUAGUGCACGGAGUGAAAUGCCAUGGGCACUGACUGUGUAUUAAAAACCAUUAUGGACCUUUGGGGCAAUCCAAGCUUGCUCCCCAUGUGCACUAACUUGCUUUUCUAUCCUUCAGUGGACUUGCAAAUAUUUGUUUA